AUGUCUUUUUCUGCUACUUUUAUAGAAGGUUCUGUUACCUUCGUUGGAAAUUCUAGUGGCUCUGUUGCCUUUGCUAAAGGUUCUAUAUCCUUUGCAAAGGAUUUUAAUGCUACAUUUGCUGAAGGUUCAGUUGCUUUUAAAGAUGAUUCUGAUAUUAGAGGUUCCAUUGUUCUUGUCAGAGAAUCUGAUACUUCUAGAAAAAAAAUUGAAAAUGAAGUACAAAUUAAUGUUGAAAUACAAUUCCAACAAGAUAGUAAUGGUAAUCAUGAAUUAUUAGUAGCCGAUUUACAUAUUCUUAAUCAGCUUAGAGCAUCAGAUACAUUUACAGCUGAUGUUAAACAAUGUGUACAAAGAAAAGAAAAAUAUGCAUAUGGGUUUGAAAAGAUAAAAAAAGCUCUUAAUUUAGCACUGGAUUUAGGUUGUGAAACUGAAUUUAUUGAUAUAGUUAAUAGAUUUAUCAAUCGUAAGAAAAAUGAUAUUGAUGAUACGAAUGAUAAAAAUAAAGAAAAUUUGAGCGUAUCUGAUCCUUUAGUUUGA
Molecule: messenger RNA, 537 nt
Organism: Funneliformis mosseae
Lineage: Eukaryota; Fungi; Glomeromycota; Glomeromycetes; Glomerales; Glomeraceae
Source: the annotation of a GenBank genome assembly